Pezoporus flaviventris is the source of this 699-nucleotide messenger RNA. RefSeq names its product peptidylprolyl cis/trans isomerase, NIMA-interacting 1 (gene PIN1). Gene Ontology annotation, cellular component: nucleus; cytosol. The transcript has 4 exons. The record is from RefSeq and is a predicted model, not a curated record. NCBI's taxonomy places the organism in Eukaryota, Metazoa, Chordata, Aves, Psittaciformes, Psittacidae. Bases 41 to 556 code for a protein of 171 amino acids. Gene Ontology annotation, molecular function: peptidyl-prolyl cis-trans isomerase activity; protein binding.
CCUUCCCCACCACGGGUGCGGGAGGCGCAGCCGAGGGAAGAUGGCGGAGGAGGAGAAGCUGCCCGCGGGCUGGGAGAAGCGCAUGAGCCGCAGCUCCGGCCGGGUCUAUUACUUCAACCACAUCACCAACGCCAGCCAGUGGGAGCGGCCCAGCGGCGGCGGCGGCCCCGGCAGCGGCGGCCCCGGUAGCGGCGGCGGCAGGAACGGGCCCGGCGAGCCCAGCAAGGUGCGGUGCUCCCACCUGCUGGUGAAGCACAACCAGUCCCGGCGCCCGUCCUCCUGGCGGCAGGACAAGAUCACGAGGACCAAAGACGAGGCCCUGGGGCUGAUCAAUGGCUACAUCCAGAAGAUAAAAUCGGGAGAAGAGGAUUUCGAGUCUCUCGCUUCCCAGUUCAGCGACUGCAGCUCGGCCAAAGCAGGAGGAGACCUGGGGGUGUUUGGGAGAGGUCAGAUGCAGAAGCCUUUUGAAGACGCCUCCUUUGCGCUGCGGGCCGGCGAGAUGAGCGGCCCCGUGUUCACAGAGUCAGGGAUCCACAUCAUCCUGCGCACGGAGUGAAGUGCCUUGGGCCCGGAGGCAGGCCAAGGGCAAGGGGAAGGAGGGGGGGGCAAAACCCCACCGAGGGCAUCACCGCCUCCAACCCUGCGCUCUCUCCCAAAGGAACUUCAUCUCCACUUCAACGAAUAACCAAGCUCAUUUCA